Meloidogyne enterolobii is the source of this 2081-nucleotide messenger RNA. NCBI's taxonomy places the organism in Eukaryota, Metazoa, Nematoda, Chromadorea, Rhabditida, Meloidogynidae. The record is from the annotation of a GenBank genome assembly.
AUGGAAAUUUUAGACCCAGAAACUGCCAAUUUAAAAUAUACAAUCGAUCAAAUGGCAGAAUGGGGAUUUAGAGUAGUUUAUGGACGGUGGUUAAUUGAUGGAUAUCCAAAAUGUUUACUUUUUGACAUUGGCUCUGCUGCUUGGAAAUUGGAUACUUGGAAACAUGAGCUUUGGGAAAGAUGUAAAAUUGGAGUUCCUUUCCUCGAUCGAGAGGCCAAUGACUGCAUAAUUUUUGGGUUUUUGGUGGCCAUAUUUCUAAAAACAUUUGUUGAUUCUUCACAAGAUUUCGAUCCUCACAUUGUUGCACACUUUCAUGAAUGGCAAUCGGGUAUUGGAUUAAUUAUGUGCAGAAUGUGGAAGCUCAAAAUAGCCACUUUACUCACUACCCACGCAACAUUGUUAGGCAGACAUUUGUGUGCUUCUGGAGCUGAUUUAUACAAUAAUUUGUCUAAUUUUGAUGUCGACGCAGAAGCUGGAAGGCUACAAAUUUAUCAUCGUUAUUGUUUAGAAAGGGCAGCUGUCAAUAUUGCUGAUGUAUUUACUACUGUUAGUGAAAUUACUGGAUUAGAAGCCGAAUAUUUGUUAAAACGAAAACCUGAUAUUCUCACUCCAAAUGGAUUAAAUGUUGUUAAAUUUGCUGCAUUACACGAAUUUCAAAAUUUACACGCUCAAAAUAAAGAGAAAAUUCAUGAUUUUAUUCGUGGACAUUUUUAUGGACAUAUGAAUUUUGAUUUGGAAAAAGUUCUCUACUUUUUCACUGCUGGACGAUAUGAAUUUAGCAAUAAAGGGGGAGAUUUCUUUAUUGAAGCAUUGGCUUCGUUAAAUCACAUGCUUCAGACAUCAACUGAAAAACGCGUUAGUGGAGUGACCGUUGUAGCUUUCAUCAUUUAUCCAGCAGCAGCUCACUCUUUUAAUGUUGAUACUUUGCGUGGACAGGCUGUGUGUAAACAAUUGCGUGAAACUAUAGUUAAAUUGAAGGAGAAUAUGGCUUCGAGGCUUUUUGAUUCCUGUUUGAGAGGACGAAUUCCAGACAUGGAAGAAUUAUUAUUGCCUGCGGAACGUGUACAAUUAAAACGUUGUAUUCUUUCUUCAAAGCGUGACACUCUUCCACCUAUUUGUACUCACAAUAUGGUUGAUGAUGUUUCUGAUCCAGUUUUGAAUGCAUUUAGACGUUGCCAACUUUUUAAUUAUGAUCAUGAUAGGGUUAAGGUUGUUUUCCACCCAGAAUUUCUCAGUUCUGUUUCGCCUCUUAUUGGGCUAGAUUAUGAAGAUUUUGUUCGUGGGUGUCAUUUGGGAGUGUUUCCUUCUUAUUAUGAACCGUGGGGAUAUACACCCGCCGAAUGUACUGUAAUGGGAGUACCAUCAGUAACAACAAAUUUAUCAGGAUUUGGUUCUUUCAUAGAAAAACAAAUUCCAGAUCAUGACAAUUAUGGUCUUUAUAUUGUUGACAGAAAAAAUAAAACUUCAAAUGAAUCUAUUCGACAAUUGUCACAAGUUUUGUUUAAUUAUUGGUAAGUUUAUAUUUUGUUGAAGAAUUGAAAAAUAUUUUGUGUAAGACCUGCGUAAUUUCCUUGCCAACUUACUAGUUAAAGCAAAAAUUAAAAAAAAACCCGUGAUCGAUUAACUGCCCUUUAUCUAAGAGCUCGGGUUAAAUCCUCCCUUUUGCUAUUUCUGGUUGUGGGUGUUGGAUUGACCGCUUUGUUUUUUCUCAAAGACAGGGGCCCUAAUAUGUUCGUCACAAUAUAUUAAUUUAUUUCCGCCUCAUUGUUAGUCUGUGUAGUUAAGUGGCUUUUGUUUAGUAUGACAUGGUUUGGAGGAAUUUUUUCUAUAACAUUUUGAUGGGCGAUGAUGAUUAAAAUGUCUGAGACGAGAAGCAAAUUCGAAAAAUAAAAAGGCUUCAAUGAACUCUAAUUCGUACUGUUUGAGCCCGCAAAAAUUGAAAAUUUUUUUAGAUUGCUCUUUUUAACCAGGGUUGGAGGGCAAGCAUCUCCUCUUUCUCUAAAUCCAAUUUUUGUAAAUUCGGCGAAAUUUGAGAAUGAUUGGCCAAAAAUAGUUAUCUCUCAUUUUUUAUUUAAAUGUUU